GAUCGCUGCAAGUGUCAGGCUGGCCCUGGACUUGCUUGGUCCCUCUCUACUGUAUCGGAUCAUCUACACAACUGCCCCUUCCUUGGUCCCAGCGGGAGGGACAUGAGUGUCGCUGGGCCGCCGCCUUCGGACGGGGUCUUGGCACAGCCUUCCGACGGUCUGGGGCCUGGGGAGCAGACGCCGGGUGACACUUCUCCAGAUGAAGGGUUAACAGAGGACUUGACUGUAGAAGACAAAGCUGUGGAGCAACUGGCAGAAGGAUUGCUUUCUCACUACCUGCCCGAUUUGCAGAGAUCAAAACAAGCCCUCCAGGAACUCACACAGAACCAAGUUGUAUUAUUAGACACACUGGAACAAGAGAUUUCAAAAUUUAAAGAAUGUCAUUCUAUGUUGGAUAUUAAUGCUUUGUUCACUGAAGCUAAACACUAUCAUGCCAAGUUGGUGAAUAUAAGAAAAGAAAUGCUGAUGCUUCAUGAAAAGACAUCAAAGUUAAAAAAAAGAGCACUUAAACUGCAGCAGAAGAGGCAGAAAGAAGAGUUGGAAAGGGAGCAGCAACGAGAGAAGGAAUUUGAAAGAGAAAAGCAGUUAACUGCUAAACCAGCGAAAAGGACGUGACAAGCUGAAUGUGUGUGUGUUCUUCCUUCCCCUGUCCCAUAGUCUUUGUAUUUAAGGCCACUUAAGUGUAGACUAAAGUUAAGGUAGUGCCUCUUACUAUUGUGUCCUGGUUUGAAAUCCUUUCCCCAGGAGCGCUUUCUCUAUGUGUUAAUUUUAGCCAUUUAAGAAGCUAGUUGUUUUUUUCUGAGUAGAAGACAUAAUGUCACUUGGUUUGGAUAUUUAUGGGUAAUUUUUCAACUUCCAUUUUGCUUAAUUUUAAAAUUCAUUAUUUUGUCCUUGAAUCAUUUGUAAACUGGAAUCAUUUUAUAAAAUGGUUUGGUUUUUUAAUAGUCUAGACUUUAAAUGGUAAAAAUUAGUAGGAUAUUUUUAGUUUCUUAAUAUCUGGGUUUAAAAGUUUCAGUUUCUUGUUUUAUGAAGUGAUUUGCCUUUUUGGCAGUACAAUGCUGGUUUUUGGCAAUUGACUUUUCAUUGCUUCGGUAAGAGAAAAAUGCCAACAUUUAAUCACAUAUGCUGGUGGAAAAGGGGUGGCAUAAGCUUUGUGAAGAACAUGGUAGAAAAGUAUGUACCUAGUAAAUAAUAGCAUCUUAGACGUAGGAUAGAUGAGCAAGAUGCCAGAUAGAUUCUACUAACCAUACUUUAUCUGCUCCCUAGCAUUGUUUGCUAUUUAGUUCUUAUGUAGCUUCUGGGUUCACAAUAGAUUGCUUUUCCUAGAGUUUGGGCAGGGCUGGUGGGUAAAGCUUGUCACAUACUCAUAUAUGCUUGAAUACUUAUAAUACUUAGUAAGGGUCAACACACAUUGAGAUACAGUUGUCAAGCUGAUAAGAUAGUGAGCUCAACUUCCCAAAUGGAAGAUCUAAUCGCUAGUUCUGCCCUUUGAUUUGCUGUGUGGCCUUACAUGUGGUUACUUUUUUGUGUGCUUUUAACAAAUUCUUAGUAGAAUGAUAGAUACCAACUACCAAUUUUAUAGAUAAUGACAAGAAUUGUGAAAAAUUGGUAGAUAGCUUCUUCUCAGAAGAGGCAGCAUGAUACUGUUAGUGUUUCUAGAUACCUCUCCCCCAGUAUUUUAAGUAGAGACUUACGUGAGGGAAAUAUGAAGUUUCAUUGUUUAAAAUUCAGGUAUGUACUGUUUUAGUAUUCUUUAAUAUCCAGCUGGUCUCCAAUCUAUUACACAGUGACUAUACAGAAUCUGUGAAGGUAUGUGAUGAGAAUGUGUAUCUUUUAUAAUCCACAUUACAUUUUUGAUGAGCUGGAAUCAAUACCUCUGUUCACAUAUCAGGAUAAUUAUUGAUGGAGAAGGCAUUAGACUUAAGGUGAGUGCUAAGAACUGGUUUGUUUAAAGGUUUAGUUUGUUUGAAAGCCUUUUCCUUUAAUGAAUUAAUUAUGAUCUCACAAUUCAUUUGACUUUGACAUUAUGGUAAGAAUAUAAAUGUAUUUUAUUUUUAAAGGCUACAUGUUGCCUGAAUUGCUGAAUGUACUCAUUUACAAUCUGAAAAAGGCUGGACACUGUUUCUUAGAGUGGUUUGUGGACCACCCACAAUGGUUAUUUAAAUGCUGGUUCCUGGAUACUAUCCUUAAUCUGCUGAAGCACAUCUUUUUGACUUGCUUUUUAAAAAGAGUUUCCUCAAGUGAAUACCUGCACUUUAAAAGUUGAGAACCGCUGGUCUAGUGGUCUAGGUCAGAGGUUCCCACAUUAGACUGCAUAUUAUUAUCACCGGGGAACUUUAAAAAACCCCAGCCAUUCGGGAAGAUUGUGACUCAUCAGUUCGGAGGUGGGACACAUGCAAAUUUUAAAGAGCUCUCCACACUGGUUUAGACUAUUUAGUGAUUUAUAUUUAUAAAGAGUGAAAUAGUUUAAAAAAGCCACCCAGUAACUUUUGGGGCUAAUCUUGGGAAAUAAAUUCUGAAUUGCUGCUUUUGAUAUAAAUUCAGAUUUAAGAGUGAAAUAGAUAGACAGGAAAUGAAGAAUUCUGGUUAAUUAAUUGAACUUUUUGUGACCUGUAUUAAAAUAAAAUAAAUCAUGUUUAUUGAAUAAAUGGCAGUACACAUAUGCUUUUAGAGUUGUAUUAUUUAACUUCUGAAGAUUUUUAAAAAGGUAAACAAUAUAUAGUAGCAUUCACUAUUUUUAGGUCAAUUAUAAAUCAAAGUACUGUUACCUUAGUAAUUAAAAUCUAAAACUUUAGCUGUAUUUCAGAAGCAUACAAACAUACCUUACUAAACCUGGAUGGAACCCUUACAAUUAGUCUUACUGUAUUUUUGCACAAAAUAAUGAAUUGGUAUGUGGGUUGAAAAAAAUUGCCUUUAGUUUUUGUGUUGAAAAAUACUGUCUUUGUUUUGAAACUGUAUCGUGUGUACUGAACUAAAAUGAUGAAAGUUGCUUUUGUAUUUACUUUGUAGGACAUAUCGCGUAGAUAUGCAGAUGUGGAAUGUAAUGUGCCUUGUGUCCUCAGUGAAGUUUUGGGUGGAUAUAGUUUAUAAAUACGACAGUUUUCACCCUCAUAUACUUGUCUGAUUUUUGAGGUUAUAAAAUGAAGACUACUUUUUCCACAUUUGUUUUAUAAAAGCCUCUGAAUUACCCAAAGUCAUUCACCAAGCACUACUGUGUACGCAGCACUCUAUACUUCCCUGUAUGGACAUUAUUUCAACCAUCCCACUCCUUUGCCUUCCUCUUAAUGUUCUCUGUAUAGUGUGUCACAUAAUGACUAGUUCACUCCUGAAAUGUUUUUCAGAAAGUGAUAGAAAGUGUUGUGAAAAGAUUCUAUGAACCCAACUUCAUAAAAUUUUUAUUUGAGAAUAAAAAUAAAGCUACUACUUUCAGUGGUUUGGAAGAUAGAAAGUGCUUCAUAAGGACCCCUGCAUCUCAGCCUAUAAAUAAUGGAAAAUUGCAACUAAUAGAAUAUUUUAGAUCAUGUUUGUUAUUAUUUUUUUAAUUUUGGGUCCAAGGACCCCUGGGAGAGGGACUUCUGUUGAUGAUGUUUGGAGGAGACAUGAACUCCCAUAUAUUUCUCAUGGAAUUUUGUAUAUAUGUGUUUCCCGUGACUGGGUUCGUAAGUGUGCAUGACUUCCUCCAAAGCAGUGACUCGGUAAUUAUUAAACCUCCAAACCUCAAUGUGUACAUAGUAAAAACAGUUACUUAGUUUCUAGGUUUUCCAUUUGGAUGAAGAUAGUUUCUAUAUUGUAUGUUUGUUCAGAUACCAUUUUUGUACUGACUUGACAGAUAUUAAAGACUUGUUCUCUUCCUAGCU
This is a messenger RNA of Pteronotus mesoamericanus, 3857 nucleotides long. It is a transcript of the gene BLOC1S6, whose product is annotated as biogenesis of lysosomal organelles complex 1 subunit 6. Bases 103 to 615 code for a protein of 170 amino acids. Gene Ontology annotation, cellular component: BLOC-1 complex; transport vesicle. The record is from RefSeq and is a predicted model, not a curated record. NCBI's taxonomy places the organism in Eukaryota, Metazoa, Chordata, Mammalia, Chiroptera, Mormoopidae. Gene Ontology annotation, biological process: intracellular transport. The transcript is spliced from 5 exons.